Molecule: messenger RNA, 2091 nt
Organism: Aspergillus niger
Lineage: Eukaryota; Fungi; Ascomycota; Eurotiomycetes; Eurotiales; Aspergillaceae
Exons: 4
Coding region: 1-2091 (696 amino acids)
Source: RefSeq, a predicted model, not a curated record
AUGCACAGGGAAGAAUUAACCGCCCGCCCUCUACAGACGGAUUGGAUCCUCGAGUAUGUCAUCACCAUUCUCCUUCCUAGCGCUCCUCAAACAGUAGGCGGGCUCUGCAUGCGAGUUAUUUUUGAUAUUGACUUUGUGAAGGCUGAAGUUCCCGCUGCCACGAGAGCAGCUAUCAUGCUGAAGAGAAAAGACGAAGGGAAGUUCCAGGCUAAUGUCUCGAUCCGGGCAAAGGCGGACUGGAAGACGCAGCUUGAGUGGCUGGUGGGCUCGACAAGAGCAGAUGAUCCCGUCCUGUUCGACCCGAAGUUGAGUCCCACUAGUGACAGUUACGAUGAAAUGGAGCUGAAGAUGGGCGAUAUUGAUCUUAAAGGGCAUCUCGGAAGUCUUGGUAGAAAGCGGAAAGACCAUGGCAUAGAUAUGGGAAGUCGCUUGCUGCUUGUCGCAUUGAGAGUCACAGUGCAAAGAGGGCUAUUACCAGGAUUUCUCUCUCUGCACCAGGAAUGUGCAUUUCUUCACCGGGUCACCUGUAUAGCUAAACGCGGAUAUAAAAUUGACACUGUCUCGGCUUCUGUCAGAGUCAAAAACCUACCAGCAGAGAUCCUCGGAAUGAUAGGGAUGUGCAUUGCCCUGGACAUUGAUGAGGAUUGCGAAAAGGUGCGGAGAUCGACUUUGCUUGCUUUGACCCUGUGCUGUCGAAAAUUUCACAAGAUAUUCGAGCCGAUCCUCUAUUACCAUCUUGACCUGGGCUACGACCAUCCCCUCACCGUUGCUCAUAUCCAUCUUAUUAUUCGUUUCUGGAAGCAUCCCGAGGUGGCAGAUUGGGUUCGCAGCCUCAAACUUUACUGGGAUCAUGACGAACCCAUACCAGUUCAUGACGCCAGUAAUGACGAUUUUGAUGUAUUCUCACCCUUCGUGUCACAGGCAUUAGACAGAAUAAUCACACCAGGCCCAAGGUUUACAGACAUGUGGGAGGAAUUCCGGGAUUGCCUGCUCGAAUUUGAGAUGGAGGCUUGGAUAGCAGUCCUGUUUGUUAGAUUGUCACGCCUGGAACGCAUUGAAUUCGAUCAUCAAGACUCAGUUUUGUUCCAUGAUCUUCUAUAUAAAGCUGCAAAGCGGGAGCAACCUUUUCAUGAAACCGCACCGUUUCCUUUCCUCCGAGAGGUCGUCGCUCACUGCCAAGAUGAAGGUCAAGGAAUUCACGAGGAUUUUCUCACUCCGUUUCUCUAUUUUCCAAAUGUCCAGUCCAUCACAGGCUAUUCGAUCUGGGCUAAUAAAAGCCGUGAGGGCAGAAAGCCUUAUAUCUACUCUUACGAGCCGCCCCUCCCAGUUGGCCCCGUUAGGCAGAUUUCAUUGGACGAUAUUUGGGGAUGUACCGGGAUGCUCGACUGGCUCAAAGUAUGUAAAGAACUAGAGCAUUUCUCAAUCGAAGCCUCACUUCACCCCGAUACAAGGGUGAUUGAAAGACGCUUUGAUACUCGAAAACUUUAUCAGGCUCUUCUUCCAUUCAAAGAUACCCUCAAGUCUCUCAGUGUGACAUAUGAUAAGCAAUACAAUAUUUGUCUUGAGAUGAAUGGGGGAAUAGGGGUUCGUACGGAUAACAUCCCCUUCGAGUCCUUUCGAGAGUUCUCUGUCCUUGAGCAUUUGACCGUUCGACAUGCCCACCUCGUGCCCAUUUCUUCGAACGCCCCCGUCAAGAAAUCCAGCGUUGACCGGCUUGUUGACAGACUUCCGAGCUCUCUGCAAACACUUGCUGUCCAAGACGUUCUCUCCGAUAAUAGUCGUCUGCUGGCGGAACUUUUGAUGGUUGCUCAAGAUCGAAAUUCGUUUCCUCACUUGAAGAGUUUGGAACUCAGGGACAAGCCUCUGGAAGAUUUGUCUGCAUCGGAUGAUGAAACGAUACCGGAUGGGACAACAGUGGGUGGAACAUUGACAUUGGAAAUGUCUUUCGCAAUAGAAGAAGUCGACAAAGAAAUUGAGGGUACGGAUAAGUUGAGGCGGGAAUGUGAGGCGAGAGGCAUCGAUAUGCAAUGGUUCAUGGAAGGUGAAACAGACAACGAAGCAGAGAAUGGGGCAGAUAAUGCAGGACAUUAA